AUGGCAUCAAGCAACAACCUUCCUUUGAAGACCGAGGAUGUUCCUCUCCCCGAGAUAUUUGCCUCCAUCCCACGACACCCCCUCACUCUGGGCCCAUCCCCCAUUCAUGCUCUUCCAAACAUGACCGCUGCCCUGGGGGGCAAAGUCGGUAUCUAUGCUAAGCGGGAAGACCUCAACUCUGCCCUCGCAUUUGGUGGUAACAAGACUCGGAAACUCGAAUAUUUAGUCCCCGACGCCCUCUCCAAGAACUGCGACACUUUAGUCUCCAUUGGCGGAUACCAGUCGAAUCAUACCCGCCAGGUUGCUGCUGCUGCUGCCAAGGUGGGGUUGAAGUGUAAGCUUGUGCAAGAGAAAUGGGUGAAUCAUGAUGACGUUGGGUAUGAUAAGGUGGGAAAUAUCCAGCUGUCGAGGCUUAUGAGCGCAGAUGUGAGGCUCGAUCAGUCUGGGUUCGGCAUUGAACACAAGCAGACACUGAAAAGGUUGGAGGAGGAAGUCAUUGCUCAGGGCGGGAAACCCUAUUAUAUCCCUGCCGGCGCCUCAGACCAUCCUUUGGGCGGUCUCGGCUUUGCUCGAUGGGCCUUCGAGGUGCACGCUCAAGAACAACAACUCGAUCAGUUCUUCGACACGAUCAUCGUCUGUGCCGUCACAGGCUCCACGUUCGCAGGCAUGGUGGCCGGCUUCAAACUUCUUGAAAGCCUCCAUCCCCAGUCUGACGAGAAGAAGAGAAAGAUCAUCGGCAUCGACGCCAGCGCCAAACCAAAGGAGACAUUUGACCAAGUACUACGUAUUGCUCGACAAACAGCCCUCAAAAUCGGGCUUAGCGAAGCCGACAUCAACGAGAGCGACAUCAUUCUCGAUACGCGGUACCAUGCGGGCACUUACGGGUUAGCCGACGAAGCAACGCUUGAAGCGAUACGGUUUGGAGCCAGGACAGAAGCGUUCAUUACCGAUCCAGUGUAUGAGGGCAAGAGUCUCGCGGGGAUGAUCGACAUGAUUAGGAAAGGGGAGAUUGCAGAAGGAAGUACAGUGCUAUAUGCCCACUUGGGCGGACAGAUGGCGCUGAGUGCGUAUUCAGAGAUUCAGUGA
This is a messenger RNA of Fonsecaea multimorphosa CBS 102226, 1086 nucleotides long. RefSeq lists its product as uncharacterized. The transcript has 2 exons. Gene Ontology annotation, biological process: amine catabolic process. The coding region runs from base 1 to 1086 and encodes 361 amino acids. The record is from RefSeq and is a predicted model, not a curated record. Gene Ontology annotation, molecular function: 1-aminocyclopropane-1-carboxylate deaminase activity; pyridoxal phosphate binding; D-cysteine desulfhydrase activity. Lineage: Eukaryota; Fungi; Ascomycota; Eurotiomycetes; Chaetothyriales; Herpotrichiellaceae.